Molecule: messenger RNA, 6358 nt
Organism: Cynoglossus semilaevis (tongue sole)
Lineage: Eukaryota; Metazoa; Chordata; Actinopteri; Pleuronectiformes; Cynoglossidae
Gene: rap1gapb
Product: RAP1 GTPase activating protein b
Exons: 23
Coding region: 2873-4936 (687 amino acids)
Biological process (GO): regulation of small GTPase mediated signal transduction
Cellular component (GO): cytoplasm
Molecular function (GO): GTPase activator activity
Source: RefSeq, a predicted model, not a curated record
GCAGGGCAGCUCUGUACAGUACAGUACACUACAGUACAGUACAGUACAGUACAGUACAGUACAGUAGUUGUAGUAGUAGUUACGUCUGAUGUGAUGCACAGUGGCUCAGUGUAUGAGUCUCAGUCUGUUUUAUUUUGAAAAGUAACAACUGACUGUUUGUUCCUUGAAAAGCAUGUGUUCACAUUCUGUUGUAUUUAAAAACAAAUCAUAUUGUCAGUUUUAUUUUGAUUCUCAGCCCAGAUGUCUCUGUGGUUUGUGUGUGUGCGUGUGUGUGUGUGUGUGUGCGUGUGGAAAAGGGCAAAGUUGUUCCUGUUUGUUUUGGAACAUGGCACGGGUUAUUUUCUCAUUCAACAUGAGACCAAGGCUGCACCUUGGGUUUUAUUAGGUCACAGUCAGGUGUGUGUGUGUGUGUGUGUGUGUGUGUGUGUGUGUAUCUGAGCCUACCUUUUAUGAGGAGUGUCAUGUGUAGGUGCGGGUUAACAAGUGUGCUAUAGUGUGUGUGCACGAUGCACGUUUACGACUGCCUGUGUUUGGAGUUUGGAGCAGUGACCCUCUGUGACUGUAGGCUGUCAGGUGGAACACCCGCUGGACACCGCCGUCCAUUUACAUUCAGUUAUCUUACAGUAAUGUGUUGUUGCACCAUGAGACUGUACCACUGCUCAUUUCCUCUGUGUAUUUUUGUUUGGAGUAUCACAUUUUGGUAGGAUGUAAUCAGAGUACUAUUCACCAAGAGUAUAUCUGACACAAAACAGUAGCAUUUAAAGCAAUUAGCAUUGACUCGUCAUUCUAUUUUAAACUUUGUCCAUCCUUAUAAUAUGUCACAUGACACGAACUAUAUCAAGAGUUAAAAACGUCACAGGAGACAAAAACCUUGGCUCGAUAUAAAAGACAGAAUCAUUCUUGUCCUCCUGUUGACAUCUGCAGCAUUUUGUACCCUGCUAACAGAGGAUGCUAACGAAGGCAGCAGAGAAGCAGUGCUGGGACUGAGAAGAGUUAAACCUGAGGCCCAGGCUGACGUUCCGUCAUUACUUCCAAAGUUUACUGAUGAAAGGAGCAGCUUGUGUGCGUUCACAGUCAAAAAAAAACUGAAGUGUUUCCGUACCCUCAGUUCAGACGCUGUCCCACUUGGUGGGCUACUCGACUCCACUCACUGAACCAAAACACAGGCGGCAGCCUCAUUUCAAAGGCUCCUACAGAUGUGUCCUUCCAGACACAGCUUAUCCCAGAAAUGACUGCCUAACAGAUGUCGCUUUGAAAUCAAUUCAGGGCAAAAAGCAUUGACAAAUGUUGUUGGUGAAGAAAGAAACAGUAGGCGUUCAAGAAAAAAAAAAAGAUUUUCUGGAUUUUCUCAUGUCAUGAGCCAUCAGUGAAGGUUAGAACACAGAAGUCAAAUGAUCUGUCGAUCAGACAGUGGCUAAAUAAAAAUGUCUCCAUACUGCAUACUGUCCACCCUGUCCCACACACACCUAAGAGACGGCUGUAAUUCACCUGCUGCUCCACAGUCAGAUGAGCUGUUGGCUGUAGCAACAGACUGAAGCACCAUGGGGCUGGAGGCUCAUUUUCCCUGCGGAGUUACUUGUUGACAGUGUUUUUGUCAGUGUGGUGGAACGACUCUCCUGCUGCUGAGUGAGGCAGCAGUGAGAGGGAUAUCAAGUGAGUUGGCCGAGGCGUCAGGGAGUGCAGGCAGAGUGAGCAGAGGAAAUUAGUGGAGGAGGAAGAGCACGGCAACACAUUUUGACAACUGUGUCUCUCUUUUUUGGAUCAACUCUCUCCCCCAGACGUCCGACCUGUUUGCCAUGAUUGAGAGGAUGCAGGUACAGUAAACGUUCUCCUGAGUAGACUUCCUGCCGACCUGUUCAUUUUUCCUAAUCAGACUAAAUUAAACGUCGUCCCCUGAAUGCCUCGCUUUUUCACUUUUGAAUUAAAACAUUUACUCUUCUUGCCAUGAACUAAUGUUUAUCUGCUUGCUGUGAUAUUGUAAUAUUUGUGUCACUACAACACUACUGUGUGUGUUUUCUGCUCGUCGACCGUCAGUUCUUUCAUCUGCAGCAGUGACUCCCCGAGGCUGCCUCUACAACCAUAUGAUUCUGAAAGUGCUGAACAGAGACUUUCUGUUUGCUCUUCACUGAUGCUGGUAUUCUCUGCAUCAUCAGAUGUGGGAAAUGUUCUGGUUCUUUAUAUUUGUUUUUUUUUUUCCUCGAGUCCUUUGUAAAAGGUGCUUUUCACAAGAAAAAACUCACGAGACACAUUCACAUCAAACAAACCCCCUCUCCUUUGGGUGUGAAUGAGUUGUACACUCUUUAUUCAGACUUCAUGCCACGUGGGUCAAUUUGAAAAUCAUGUGUGAAGAUUCCACCUUUUAAACUUCUUCUAUGUUCUGUGCUUUAGCUCUAAAUUUGGUGACCAGAUUGUGGGUCACAAGCUUUAUUUUUGUUUUCUCAAUACCCUCACUGUGAUGAUGUAUUAGUGAUGGACAAUGAUUGAUUACUUUUAAUGUGAUUAAUCGUAAAAUUGCUUGCAACUAAUUACAGUCAAUCACAUGACCAAGCAUAAAUUCCUGAUUUUUUUAUUUAGAAAGUUAUACUGUAUGAACAAAUGUGUACUGUGGAAAAUAAGAAACUUUAAAGUUGAUUUGCUGGCAUAAGUAAUGUGAUUGCGUUCGAGUGAUAUUCCAAACUUUAAGUGAAUGGCAAAAAGUAUAAAUGUGAACAAUAACGUCUUUGUUGUGCUAACAAAAACCUUUAGUUCUGUUAAAUGCACCUUUUUCUCUAUUUUUUUUUUGUUCCGGUUCAUGUGAGUGCUGAGGUCUUAGGCCCGCCCAAAUCCUCUCAUUGGCAGAGUGCUGGAUGUGCAUUCAGAGCCAAGUUCCAGAAUGGAUGAGCAGAGAUGCCCCCUGCCUCCUCCCCUUAAAACAGAGGAGGACUACAUCCCUUACCCCAGCGUUCAUGAGGUUCUGGGUCGCUGCAGCCCCUUCCCACUCAUCCUGCUGCCUCAGUUUGGUGGGUACUGGAUCGAGGGAACCAAUCAUGAGCCUAAAGACCCCCCAGAUACUGAUCAGCCCCCCUGCCCUACCACCCAAAUCAAACUGGAGACAAACAACACUGCCAAGACCUACAGGAAGACCUUUGUGGGCAAGGAACACUUUAAUUAUUACACCAUGGAUGCUGCCCUGGGCCACUUAGUCUUCUCUAUGAAAUACGAUGUCAUCGGGGAUCAAGAGCAUCUGUGCCUGAUGCUUCGCACAAAAAUAAAAACCUACCAUGACAUCAUUCCUAUUUCCUGCCUUACUGAGUUCCCUAAUGUGGUCCAGAUGGCCAAGCUUGUGUGUGAAGAAGUCAACGUGGACAGGUUUUACCCAGUCCUUUACCCAAAGGCAUCCAGGCUCAUCAUCGCCUUUGAUGAACAUGUCAUAAACAACAACUUUAAGUUUGGAGUUAUUUAUCAAAAGUUUGGUCAGACGACAGAGGAGGAGCUCUUUGGAAACAUGGAGGAAAGUCCAGCCUUUGUGGAAUUCCUGGAGAUUCUGGGCCACAAGAUUGAGCUCCACGACUUUAAAGGGUUUCGGGGGGGACUGGAUGUCACACAUGGGCAGACUGGCACAGAAUCUAUCUACACACAUUUCCAUAAUAAGGAGAUCAUGUUCCAUGUGUCAACCAAGCUGCCGUAUACAGAGGGAGACUCACAACAGCUGCAGAGGAAACGACACAUAGGCAAUGACAUCGUCGCCAUCGUGUUCCAGGAGGAAAACACACCGUUCGUUCCUGACAUGAUCCAGUCCAACUUCCUGCACGCCUACGUGGUGGUGCAGGUGGAGAACGCCUGCACAGACAAUGUCACCUACAAGGUUUCAGUGACAGCGAGAGAUGAUGUACCUUUUUUUGGCCCAGCCCUGCCUGACCCUGCCAUUUUUAAAAAGGGCCCGGAGUUCCGUGAAUUCCUUUUCACAAAGCUGAUCAAUGCAGAGUACGCUUGUUACAAGGCUGAGAAGUUCGCCAAGCUGGAGGAGCGCACCCGUUCUGCUCUUCUGGAGACUCUAUAUGAGGAGCUGCACGUCAACAGCCAGGCCAUGAUGGGCCUCGGUGGAGAUGAAGAUAAGCUGGAGAACGGAGGUGGCGGAGGAGGUGGAGGCUUUUUUGAAUCCUUUAAGCGGGUCAUCCGCAGCAGAAGCCAGUCAAUGGAUGCCAUGGGCCUCAGUAACAAGAAGUUACACACAGUCUCUACUAGUCACAGUGGCAGCUUUACCCACAAUCCCGCAGAGAGCCCCAAAACCCCAGGGAUUUCAUUGCUGGUCCCAGGGAAAAGUCCCAGUAAAUUUGGACGCCGAGGCAGUGCCAUAGGGAUAGGAACAAUAGAAGAGUCAUUGAUAAUUCCUGGGAAAAGUCCAACGAGGAAGAAGUCGGGGCCUUUCAGCUCCCGCCGCAGCAGCGCCAUUGGCAUCGAGAACAUCCAGGAGGUCCAAGAGAGGAGUCGGGAGGUGUCUCCCUGUGCCCAGAGGACACCCAACAGCAGCCAUCUGUCCCAGGAAAACAAAUCAGACAACUCGUCCAAUCAAAGCUCUCCAGACUUCCCAGCUACAAAGAACAGUUUGGCCAUGUGUUACAGGGCUCCAUCCAUCCCAGAGGCACACGAUCUUUCCCGCUCGUCGUCCAACGCCAGCAGCUUCGCCAGUGUUGUGGAGGAGAAUGAGCAGGAGGCGGAGGAGGAGUACGACACUGGACUGGAAAGCAUGUCGUGUCUCACUCCACUGAAGAAAGAGUCGUUUGUGUACAGCUCUGGGCCGGAGGACACCGUGUGCAGUCUGAGCCAGGAAGGUUUUCCAGCUACUCAACUUCAGCAGACACUGGACGGGGUGAAGACUUCAGAGCCAAAAGGGACAGGCAGCAAGGCCAAGACAGAUCGCCCCCUGCAGGAGCAAAGGUUUUCAAUGAACUGUUAGCCACACCUCAUUGAUUACGAUGUCAACAUUAAUUUUAAGCAUUCCCAUGAAAAAGCGUUUGCCAAAAAUGAGCCAAUGGCAUGUGACUGACUGAGCUGCCAGGCACGGGGUCUGAUGGAUGUCCACCUUCAUGAACAUGUCCCUUACCCACUGCCCUCAUUCCAGCUCCUUGGGAAGAGGGGAACCCUCAUGAAAGCUCAAGGCAAAAAGAAGAAAAAAAAAACCCCCAGAUGUCCACACUGUUGCAGCUGAUCAGGCUGCCCGCUGAGCAGAAGACGUCUGCUCCCUCAGGAGAGAUGAUUGGGAGACAGGAAAGUUGCAGUACGGAGCAAAUGUGUUAUAUUCAGCCGUCACAUCCCGUGGUGACGCUGUACAUGGGUAUAACGUUGACUGACCAGGUACGUGUGGAGGCAGGUUUCAGUUUUUUCUCUUCCUUUUCUGAGUAUUAGAGUAUACAGUACUUGAUGAAUCAUGUCGUUUUGGGGUAGUGUACUUUUAUGAUGCUGCUGUUGGUGGUUGUACCAUUUCACUUCAAAAAAAAAGAAGAAAAUACCACAGAAUAUAUGUCAGCUGCUCAUAUAGUUGUUCCACAGUUGCAUCUGUAAACACAGUGUGCUGAUGCUGUAAAUGUGUAGUAAAAAUAAAACUGAAGUUUUACUGUACUGCCCCAACCAGCAACACGCCAUCCCGACAUAGAGCUACUGCUGUGGAGAUGUGUACUGUGUCUCACCACCUGUUGGUUUGUCCGUCUGUGGUGUACAGUAUGUUGUGCAAAGUGUAAAAAUGUGCUCGUCAAAAACCUCCCUCCUCCAUCCACCGGUGCCAUGCUCUCCUCCUCAUUUUUGUUUGUUUUUAAAAAAGAGCCAAAUUUCUGCAGGUGCAGUGCACUUUACAGGUGAAAUAUUCACAACAAUCACCGCAGUUAUGGACUUUGUUCCUAAAAUUUUAUUUUUAAAAGUAUAUGAUAGGUACAUGAGCGCGGCACUACACUUUAAUUUAUUCUAAUAUUUCUGAGCUGUUGUAAAAUAUUUUUUAAAAAUGGUUUUGCUGCUGAAUACGAAUGACACUGUGACUGGACUAAGUCUUGCCUUGAUGAUUGUCAUGUGAGCUGCUGAGUUGCCAGAUCUGGAUGACCUGAAUGUAAACUAUUGGUAAACAUGAAGAUGUAAGUACUUUACUAAUUUCCCAGAGGCCAGUUCUGGUACUGCGUUUAAUUACGGAGCACGAUGAGUCUGAGCCUGAAACAGCUCACUGUUCUCUUGGCUGAGGUUUUUACUCUGCUAUGAAGGAACACACUGACACAUGGGACUACUUUAUUCCAGUCUGAGAACUAGAACUGAUUUGACUUUUAUUGUUGAUGCUUAAAUGAUGAAAGUAUUUGCCGUUUGACAAAGUGCAAACUUCUAAAAACACUGAACCAAA